AACGUUGCUGCUCCACCCACCUUUUACGUGCACUUUAAAGAAGAACAGUGCCAACGCGUACUCCUCAACUCAGGAUAAACGGGUGUACUCAAGCAGAAAUCACUGCAGGCUUGGGAGAAUAUGCAGCUGCUCUUUUUAAGGACACUUGCCCUGUUUGUUGGGGUCACAGUUGCUGUGCCUGCACAGGAGAAGCGUGUACAUCAUAAGCCUGACCUCAGUGACCAUGCUCAUGAUGAUGCCCAUGGAUACCAGUAUGACCACGAGGCCUUCCUGGGCAAAGAGGAAGCCAAGACCUUUGACCAGCUAAGCCCUGAGGAGAGCAAAGAGAGACUAGGAAAGAUUGUGGAUAGGAUUGACACAGAUAAGGACGGGUUCAUAAGUCAUGCUGAGCUUCACCACUGGAUCAAGCACAGGCAGAGGAGGUACAUCGAAGAGAAUGUGGACAAGCACUGGAAAGAGUAUGACCAGAACAAGGAUGGGAAGAUUGGCUGGAUCGAGUACAAAAACACCACCUACGGAUAUUACAUGGAUGUAGAGUUUGAUGAUGUGGAUGAUAAGGCGAGUUACAAAGCCAUGCUCACCAGAGAUGAAAGACGUUUCAAGACCGCAGACCGGGAUGGGGACGGUGUUGCUACCAGAGAAGAGUUCACUGCCUUUCUCCAUCCAGAGGAGUUUGACCACAUGAGAGGCAUUGUGAUACAGGAAACAAUUGAAGACAUUGACAAGAAUGGAGAUGGCAGGAUUGAUCUGCAGGAAUACAUAGGGGACAUGUUUACCCCUGAAAAUGGAGAGAACGAACCAGACUGGGUCACAACAGAAAAGAAACACUUUUCAGAGUUCAGAGACAUGAACAAGGAUGGUUUCCUUGAUGCCAAUGAAGUCUCUCAUUGGAUCCUCCCUGGAGAGGUUGACCAUGCUGAUAAUGAGGCCCGGCAUCUCAUUCAUGAAACUGAUCAAGACAAUGAUGGUCGUCUCUCUAUCAGUGAGAUCAUGGAAAAAAUGGAUUUCAUUAAAGUCAGCACUAUAACUGACUUUGGGACACUGACAGAAGCUCAUGAUGAACUUUAACCUCCUUAUGACCACAAAAAGCCUGAAUGUGUCUUAAAACUAUUAAAAAAGGACAAAUGUGA
Molecule: messenger RNA, 1130 nt
Organism: Puntigrus tetrazona (Sumatra barb)
Lineage: Eukaryota; Metazoa; Chordata; Actinopteri; Cypriniformes; Cyprinidae
Gene: rcn3
Product: reticulocalbin 3, EF-hand calcium binding domain
Exons: 8
Coding region: 121-1068 (315 amino acids)
Cellular component (GO): endoplasmic reticulum
Molecular function (GO): calcium ion binding
Source: RefSeq, a predicted model, not a curated record